AUGUCCGCUAUGCUUGCCUUCCUGGACUUGGAUCUCAGACUUGGGGGGACAUAUUCUUGGACCUGGAUUUCGGCUUGGGUUAUAAAGGAAGACACCUUCUUGGACUUGGAUUUCGGUUUGGAUUAUAAAGAUAAGAGAACGCCUCUUGGACCUGGAUUUUGGCAUGGGGAGACACCUUCUUGGACCCGGAUUUCGGCAUGGGUUAUAAAGGGGAACGCCUUCCUAGACCUGGAUUUCGGUUGGGAUAUAAAGAUAAGUCAGGGAGGGAAAAAAAUUGAUGAAAGCCAAAAUACAACUAAUGAUCAUAUUAUUGAUAUUAUUAGUAAACAAAUAUUAAGGAAUAAUGCACAUACCACAACAGAUAACAAAGAAAAUGCUGAUGAUAAUGGCAACAUCAAAGGACGUAAAUGUGAAAAGUGCAAACAAUUACUUUAUGGUCCAUUAGAUCUGGUUCGUUUAGAUGUUGGAUUUAUUGCUUGGGCUUAG
Rhizophagus irregularis DAOM 181602=DAOM 197198 is the source of this 486-nucleotide messenger RNA. The record is from RefSeq and is a predicted model, not a curated record. Lineage: Eukaryota; Fungi; Glomeromycota; Glomeromycetes; Glomerales; Glomeraceae.